Ostrea edulis (European flat oyster) is the source of this 7851-nucleotide messenger RNA. Its product is annotated as breast cancer anti-estrogen resistance protein 3 homolog. Lineage: Eukaryota; Metazoa; Mollusca; Bivalvia; Ostreida; Ostreidae. Gene Ontology annotation, molecular function: guanyl-nucleotide exchange factor activity; protein binding. Gene Ontology annotation, biological process: positive regulation of peptidyl-serine phosphorylation; small GTPase-mediated signal transduction. The transcript is spliced from 8 exons. The coding region runs from base 4961 to 7618 and encodes 885 amino acids. The record is from RefSeq and is a predicted model, not a curated record.
GGAUCAUUUGAACUAAGUUUACCUUGAAGAAUUCUGUCAGUGUGUCUUGAUGUUCCUUAAUUUAUGGAAGUUUUUAUUUUACAUUACAUUUACUGAGAUAUAAUUUUUUCCUUAAAAAGUUUUAUUCCUUCAUUAUAAGGUAAGUAAAAGUUCGAAUUAAUGACAUCCUCUGUCACUGGUCCGGAGAUGAUCAAUCUUGUGUUUGUGAAGCAACAAAUGUAAAUUCACCUGUAUCGCCAUUCUAAUAUAUAUUUCUGUUCAAAACUAUGAAUUUAAAAACGAUUAGGACUGUAUCAGUUAGACUAGAAUUACAGUACAUAAAGAUUUAGUUUGUGAUACAUUUACUAUCAUGGGCUUUUAAAUGAUAUGACUGCUCUUAAGUAGUCUUGGUUUGAUAAACCUUGACUAAUAUAGAUCUUAUUCCAAUGUUCCUUAAUGACCAGUAGUCCUUGUCUAAAAAAACCUAUUAGACUGUAAUUAGAAGUUUAGCUAGUGUAUUGGACAUCUGAUUAACAUUAGUCCUGUCAAUGGACUUCUGACUACUAGCAUUUCUAGUCUUGUGAACCCUGACCUCUUCAACUACCCGUAGUCCUAGUCUGUGAACCCUGACUAUCACUGGCCCUAGUCUUGUGAUCCUUGACCUCUGACUAUCACUAGGCCUUGUCUGAGAUCCUUGACCCUGACUAUCACUAGGCCUAGUCUGAGAUCCUUGAUCCCUGAAUACCACUAGCCCUAGUCAGUGAUCCUUGGCCCAUGACUAUCUCUAGUCGUAGUCUGUAAUCCUUGGCCCCUGACUAUCACUAUAGUCCUAGUCUGUGAUCCUUGGCCCCUGAAUACCACUAGCCCUAGUCUGUGAUCCUUGGCCCCUGAAUACCACUAGCCCUAGUCUGUGAUCCUUGGCCCCUGAAUACCACUAGCCCUAGUCUGUGAUCCUUGGCCCCUGACUACCACUAGGCCUAGUCUGAGGUCCUUGGCCCCUGACUAUCUCUAGUCAUAGUCUGUGAUCCUUGGCCCCUGACUAUCACUAUAGUCCUAAUCUGUGAUCCUUGGCCCCUGACUAUCACUAGCCCUGGUUUGUGAUCCUUGGCCCCUGACUAUCUCUAGCCAUAGUCUGUGAUUCUUGAUUAACUUUGAACAAUUGUUUUACCCUAAGCCUGGUAAAAUCUUCUGUAUUGAUUGGUGGGUCAUGAGAGUCCUUGCUGUUGUAGAUAUGAAAACCUAUAUCAACUGAAGGCUAAUUAAUUUCUGUGUAUGUGUAUUAUGAAUAUACAGGAUAUUGUAAGUCCAUGUUAAAAAGAGAAUCAUGUUGUAAGUACACAUUAAAAUUCAGUUUAUAGGUGAAUUGUUGAUAUAUUUUCAAAACAAAAGGGGUGGAAUGUGAGAUUACUAUUUACCAGCAUUUUUACAGAUCCUACACAACACAUUUUAUCGUAAACCUAGAAAGAUUUAGUUAUCAAUAGGAUAAGUUUCUCCUUCCAAAAGAUAUAGUAUGGAACAGUUGUCAUGAACUUGUGGAAACUAUAAACCAUUUGGUCCAGAGAAUCUUCACAUUUGUGUUAAACCUAAAAGCAGAAAGUUUUAAUUUUUGUGUAAAUUUGCAAUAGUGCUAAUGGGUAUUUUUAUGCUUCUGAAUGCAACACAUUGUAACAUACAUAAAAUCCAAUUUAAAAAGUAAAGCAGAACAAUGUGUCAAGAUCUUGAGACAUAAGGUGCUUAUGUUUGGUCAUAAUCUACUUGUACUAUAGGUGUGCUGUGAAGGUACCAGUUUUGUUAUAUAUUGAUUUGCUCUGAAUGGAUCCAAUACCUUGUGCAAUAUAUCAACAAAAAUUGUCAAUAUUCAACUUGGUACCUGUGAACUUACCUACCAGUAAUCAAAAAUGAAGUGUAAUGUGGUUAGUGUUUUAAAUGGUAAGUCCUGUGGACCUGUUUUAUGGAUUGUCUUUGUGUUUAACAUUGUGAAUAUCUUCAUGGAUUUCACAGGAGUCUAGUCAAUGUGAAAAGCUGUCUUCUCUAAAUUGUGAUAACCGUUUCAUUGAAUUGGGCACCUGACUGGCUGUCUUCUGGGCUUUGUGAGGUUUCUUUUGGGCUUUAGAUUCUGUCAUUUUGUACACUGGGAUAACUGCCUCAUGAGACUGUUUUCUGGGUUCAUUGAGCUGUCUUUUUCUAACACUGACUUAUUUUGUGGCCAUAUAUUAUGUCUGUAAUUUGAGCACUGUCAGAUAUUGACAAAAGUGUUCAUUAUGAGACUGUCAACUUUUAAAUGCAAACAAGUAAGUUUUCCACAUGUAUGCAUUGACUAUUGAAAUAGUGCCCUGGCAAACAAACUUAAUGUUUAUGUAUUUAGUAAUAAUACCAGAUGACUUCUGUGGUGCCUGAAGUGUCAGCUUUGAAACAUUGGAGUUAGAGUUUGUUCUGUUCUAAGAAGCAGCAAGUCUACUUGGUAAGAUUCCUAUUAAAAGCAAUUAGAAUUAUCAACUGUAGAGUAUGAAAUCAUUCAUUGGCUUGAAGUUUACUACAAAGUAAAAGGUAUAUGCUUAAGUGUUAUAAAUAAAAAGAACAUUCAGAAUAAAAGGCGUAUCUUCAAUUACGUUUACAAUGUAAUUUAAAGCAGUAUUAGGUCUUGGAAUUUCAUACAUGUUUUUAAGAGAGUGAGAUGCUGUGCAACACCUGUAAAAGUUACAUUGAAUAAACUUUAUGGUGAUUUAGAUGGAUGUGCCUUAGGAAGGUGGGCACAAUAUUUUCGGGUAGCAGUUGCUUUGCCAUGAACAUGUAGUAAGCUUAUAUCAGUGGGCUUCUGGCUGAGUACAGGUGAGUGUUGUGGCCCACAGAAACAUGAGGUAUAUACAUGAAACAUGUGGCCAAUCCAUUGAUUAGUGGCAUUCCUGAUUCCUCCACUUGGUACAUUCUGACAAGCUGUAUCAACAGUUUAACCCCAUAAUCCUCCCAGUCAAUCAAUCCGAGACUUCACCAGGUACAAAUGAGUGAGUAUAUAAUUUAUACUAUAGUCUGUGUAUAACAUGAGGUGUCUUGUGGUUGAUUGCAUACAUUAAAUCUAAUGGUCACUGCUUGUAUAAGCCAUGCUAAUUUUCUUAUAGGGUCUAUGAUCUGAAAUAUUUCCACUUUGUCAAUUUCCUGUAGAAACUUUCUUCAAAAGUUGUUUAAUAUGGGUGGUUGCAUUCCCUGCUGUGUAAAAAGUCUAAUUCUGUGUGAUCUGCAUUUUGAAGACAAACUUUCUGUGAAGUGGUUUCUAAUAUUGGAUUAAUUACCUCUUUCAUUUGUUGGCUCUUGGAUAACGUUCAAACUUGUGAAAUUUUAUUCUUUAUUACAUCAAAUCCCAAAGUUUUGAUCAGAAGGCAUAAGCUCCCAGUUCAGAUUAACAUUGAGCUAAUGAAUGUUUCAAAAAGUUACUCAUCUUUGCAGUUUAUGAAUACUUUUUUGAAGUGUUAUCUCUGUGUUACAACAGGUGGUUGAUCUAGCCUGGUGUGGUGCCUUAUGAUAGGUGGGGGUUUGUCAUUAAAAUAUUAAGAUAUCUAGAGGAGUUUGAAGACUGACUUAGCAUAAUGUCUAUAACAUGAUCUGUGAUACAUCAAGGGUAUCCCUCUAUCUGGCCAGUAUAGCAUGCCAUGGCACUCAAAUGUAAAGAUAGUACAAAUUAUCAGGAGGUGCCUCAGUAAACAGGAUGCUGAUUGCUUGAGGUCUUCAUAAAUCAUAUAUAUUUUUUAAAGUAAGUCACACAAGCAGGAAAUUGUGUAUUUUUAGCAAUCUAGCUCUCAUCACAGGAAAGGAAAUUAUCUCCCUUGACAGAGUUUUCUAGAGAUGAUGAUGAAGAAAUCUAUCCUAGUGAACGAAAAAAGAAUCUACCAUCCUAAAGGAACAGAUGGCCAGAUAUAUAUAUUCAGGAUUAAUCUGCACCAUCAGAUAUAUAAACUAUAGAGAGUCUACCUUGCCCAUAUAUUUAUUUUCAUUGAUCUACAGUUGAAGGAGUUUUCCCUGGGGCUAUAGGUUAAUAUGGUUCAUUGUUGUCCAAUUACUUGAGAUGUUCGGUUAAUUUACUCCUAUAGGACAUUAAGGUUGUCAUUGGUGUGUAAUUGACAUUGCAGAGCAUUUUACAUUCAAUUAGAUUGAGUCCUGAUACUGUCAUGGAAUUUGUUAAGGAUAAAUCUUGACUUUGGUAUUUGAAAUUUGAUUGAUGUAAUGCGUUUCUUUACAAAUGUGUAUUGUUUAUUGGUACACCAAUCUUUCUAAAUGUUUAUGAAAACGUUUUACUGUGUGUAUCGGGACCUUCAAAUUCAGCUGAUCAAAGAGAUGUGGAACAUUACGUUUCUAAAUAUAAUUUAAAAUCCUCCAGAUUAUCAAUCUGGUUUCAGCAUGGAGGAAUAUUUAAGAAUUCAUGAUGCAAUCAGUUGGAAAAAAUUGGAAUUAAGAUUAUUUCAUUUUGAUGCAUAAUGCACCCUGGAGUGAUAAUGUUUUGAAACCUGUCGGAGUGGAUGACUGAUGAACUGAGAUAAAAAAUACCAAAGAUCAGAUAGCGAGGAAUCUCAAGGAAUUCUGUUUAACCCACCUCCAAUCAGUUUUUGGUGUCAUUGAUAAUCAACAGCAUCAGAACUCUUGUCUUUUCCUCCGAUUUUUUCUAUCUAAAUCUACAGCCGAGCUAGUAAAUUAUGAAUUGAACAAAUAAGGUGAACAUAAUUGUAGGAUUUAUGUAUUCAGAAGAAGGUAUCGAGGCAUUGGUGGCCCGGGAGAUGUAUUAUUUGACAAAGUGUAAAUUAUUUGUGUAAAGAAGUGAUGGAAAACAUAAAUAUUUGGAAUCGUAGUGGAUUGAUGACCCCGGACUCUAAACAUGGCACCUAAAACUCGAGACACCUGGUUGAUUUUUUCCUCAGCAAAUGGAGGUUUUUUUAUGGAAAUGAUUGAAAGUGAUGCAAGUCUUAUAGUCAGUAGAUCUAUUAUCUGAAAUACAAUGGAAAAAAGGAAGGGAAGGCAGAGACUGGAAGAAAUCGAGCAAAGUUUGCUAAGGAUUGUCCUGGAGAGACAACAGGUGAUGGCCCAGAAGCACAUCCCCAUUGACACAUGGCUGGAGGCCCUGGGAAUGAAGGAGUAUGAGGAAAUCUUUACAGGAUUUAAUGGGGUGGAGGAUCUGCUGAAUUUGACAGAGGCAGAUGUCCGGGAUCUAGGGCUUAAAAAUAGUGCCCAUAGAGCGAAAAUCGUGUCAAGUCUCCGCAUAUUGAAGGAAAAAUAUGACAGAGGUUACCGCAAACCCAGAGUUAUACAGAGGUGUCACAGUGCUUCAGCUCAAGCUUACCGCUGGGCCAGCAUGGUCUCCAUCCCAGUCUCCAUUCCUACUGUCAGAAUUCAGCUCUCCAGCUCGCCAAAUAACAACAACUUUCCGGACUAUCAAGUGGUGAACAUAUCUCCGGAAAGAUUAGAACAUGAUCUAAUCAGCGAACUUCAAGCAGAUCCCUCGGAGUUAAGACACUGGCCUUGGUACCAUGGAAGUAUAACGCGACAACAUGCGGAGAAAUCCCUGAUCCACAAUGGAGACUUUCUGGUGCGGGACUGUAUAUCCCAGCCUGGUGACUUUGUACUAAGUUGUUAUUGGAGAAGUGCUCGUUUACAUUUCAUCAUUAAUUCUCAAAUCACAGAGAGGAAUAGUCAUAUUCCAGAGAUUACGUAUUCACUGGAAGACGAUAAGUUCUGUUCUGUUCAGGACCUAGUGCAAUUUUAUAUGUCCCACAGAAAGUGUGUCACUAAAACUUCAGGUGUUUUAUUGUUGGAUCCCGUUGGAAGAACAAUGCCACUCAGUUACUAUGACACCAAAUAUGGGUAUGCAGGAAAAAGUCCGGCUGGGGGGUUACAGACCCCUGGACAGAGUCCCUUGGAUAGGGGAAGUCCAUAUAAUUCUCCACACACAUCUCCGAAAGUUAGUCCACGCUUACAGAGGCGACCAAUCAGAGCUGGCAGCCAACCAAUACUCAAAAUAGAUAGUGGUCCAAAUCCAGUCAUUGGAACUAUUGACAGGUCUGAAAGUACACCUAGUAUAAAACAAAACCUGCUCCCUAAUGCUGAUUAUACAGUAUCUUCACGAGUGCAAAUACAACACCAAAGGUCAGGAAGUGAACCCAUGUUGAAACCUGAUGGUAAUGUGUCCCAAAAUACUCCAAAGUCCCACUACCUGUCUGUGCAGACAAGAAUGGCCCCCUCUACAUCAGACAGUCACCUCAACAGACCCCCACCCCCUAAGCCUAGCAGGAUCCCCUCCGUGAAAUACAUCGGGAAGGAUCGUCCAAAAGUUGUUGUCAGAAACAAGGAAUUAUAUGAGGAUGAUGACAGAGAUUACUCAGACUAUUCUCAGGUAAAAGAAACACCCAGUUGGCUGAAUAAAUGUCAGCCGCCAAAGUACAGUGGAAAUCUGAAUAAUAACUACCAGCCAUCCAGCAGCGAAAGUGAUUAUGACAACAAUUUUAAUAAUGUUAAUUGUGAAAACAAAUAUGUGAAAAACAAUCCUGAACCAUUGACCAUUGAAUUGCCAGAAAAAGUUAGGAAAAGAUUUGAUAGAGACUAUGCUGAAAUCCCACCAUCUCCACUUACCCCAAAAGGGAAGCAGAUUCAAGUUGCUGGAGAAAUGGAGGAGGAUUUUAAAGUGCAAAUGAGGAAAAAGACAACGUUGAUUCCAGAUAUUGCAUUUCACGCAAGUUUAAAACCAAAUGAAUUUAAGUCAUCGUUAAUUCAUCCAGACAAUAAACCAUUGGAACCAUCAAUUCUUUUGAAAGUGAAAGAAAUUCUGUUUAAUAAUAAUACUCAAAGACUGGCAGAACACAUCACCAAAGUGGACUUGGACUACUUGAAAGUUGUGAAUGAAAUAGACUUAGGAUUAGGUGUGGUGUCUGGGUUGGAGUUACUUACUUUGCCUCAAGGGAAACAACUCAGACAGGACAUUAUCGAAAGGUGUUACUGUAUGAAAGUUUUCGUCAUGGUUAUGACCUUGACCUGUGGCACAGUAACAGAUAGAGCCAAGAUGUUGAGUCAGUGGAUACAGAUUGCUGUUGAUCUACGGUCAACAUAUGGAAACUUGUUUGGGUUUGCAAGUGUGAUGGAAGGACUCACUUCAGAACAGAUUUCCCGUCUCCGUGACACAUGGCUUGUCCUGCGUCGGAAUCACACUAGCAGUGCCUUCCAGUUCGACACCAAGCUGAAAUCUGCGUAUAAGUCACUGAUGGAUGGCAGUGGGCUGCUACCGCUUCAGAACGUGUCCAUCCCUGAUAUUGCACCGCUUGUGUGUCUCCUGGAGAGAGAUGAGACGAGUCUCGCCAAUUAUCUCCCCUGGGAGUUGUCUGAUCAGAACAAUGGAUUGGAUAUUUUACUGAUACAUUUAGACACUGCCCGACUGAUUACAGCACAAUGUGGACUAUAUAAAGUGACAGCAGAAAAUAUGAUGAAAGCUGUGAAGACUGAGGAUGUUAUUUUUGAUACCUUCCAAACAGAAUUUCAUUUAAGGAUUUUGUGGGGAGCUAAAGGGUCUGUGGUAGAGAGAAGUGAGAGACAGAAUAAGUAUGAACAACUGCUGACAGUGCUGUCAAAUCGAGCCGAGCCGCCAGGAGAUGAUGGCACUGCUGUCUGAAUGAAGAGAAGGGAGGGACAAAAUAAGUAUGAACUGCUGACGGUGCUGUCAAAUCGAGCCGAGCCGCCAGGAGACGACGGCACCGCUGUCUGAAUAAAUGAACUUUAUAUUACAUUGUACUUGGGAUUGCAUUUAUUACUCAUCUCAAAAUUGUUAUGCAUGCAAAAAAUGCCUUUGCUAGUAAACUUGUACAUUUUCAUAAUACAAACUAAAUAAAAAUUUAUACAACUCAA